AUGUCCUAUCCCGUAUACUUCCAGCAAGAUUACCUGAUGGCCAGGCCGUUCCAACAAAUGGGCCCCUCUGUCGUGGACAAUUCCCAGUUCCAGCAACUCCCUAGUCUGAGUACUCUUCCAGGGUCCUCCAACUACCAGUAUAACCAGCAAAUGCCCCAGCAGAUGCCUCAAAGAAUGUCACAGUUGGUGGACUAUUACCAGAUUCAAAACCAGCAAAAUCAACAGAACCAGGGUCAACAAAACCAGCUGCAGCAGCCCCUGCUGCAACAACAACAGCACCGCCAAAGCAGACCCAUGGCUUUACCUCAAAUCCACACGUCAGGCACUCCCCAGCCUCCUUCUCAACAGCUAGACACUCCUUCGUCACAAGACCCAAAGCUCUCACCGCCAGCGUUCCUGUUGCUGGUGCCAGUGCCACAAAUGAACCUUCUGGGCAUGGCUCAGCCGGUGCCUCAGGGGUACCAGCAGAACUACCAGCAACAGCCACAGCCUCAAAAUGCUAUACUAGUGCAGCCGGUGAUGACUUCUCGUUACCUGCCGCUUGCCAAUGGAGCACAAGGAGCUGGUCCUGUUCUGUCGCCAGGACACGGAUACCCACUUAGCCCGAGUCUGAUGAGUGGAGAGGCACAGAGAAGAGAUAGUGAUGAGCUGCUUAAGGUGCCUGGAACAGGCAUCAAUUACAAUUCCCUAGUGAGUUACACGGUAUCCCCAGCUAGCAGAAGACGCCGCAGGUCGGAUUAUAAGAUGGUUGGGGCCGAAAACGGACAGGCAAAGCAUACGUGCCAGACAUGUGGUAAGACCUUCCCCAAGCCUUAUAACCUUAAGCUGCACAUGAAGACACAUUCUACGGAACGUCCUUAUAAAUGUCUGAUGUGUCCCAAGUCGUUUGCACGUUCCCAUGACCGCAAACGUCAUGAACAUCUUCAUCAAGGAGUGAAGAACUUCAAGUGUGAAGGCUUCCUCAAAGAUGGAACGACAAAGUGGGGCUGUGGCAAAACGUUUGCACGUCUGGAUGCAUUGGCUCGUCAUUUCCGUACGGAAACCGGCUGGCUUUGUAUCAAGCCGUUGAUGGACGAGGCGAAGGAGGUGGAACUGGGUCGUUUGCAAGCCGAACACCCGCUGUACUUCCAGCACUCUAUAGCGCUUCCGCCACUCCGCCCACAAUAG
Candidozyma haemuli is the source of this 1167-nucleotide messenger RNA. Its product is annotated as C2H2-type zinc finger protein. NCBI's taxonomy places the organism in Eukaryota, Fungi, Ascomycota, Pichiomycetes, Serinales, Metschnikowiaceae. The transcript has a single exon. Gene Ontology annotation, biological process: regulation of transcription by RNA polymerase II. Gene Ontology annotation, molecular function: DNA-binding transcription factor activity, RNA polymerase II-specific; RNA polymerase II cis-regulatory region sequence-specific DNA binding. The record is from RefSeq and is a predicted model, not a curated record. Bases 1 to 1167 code for a protein of 388 amino acids.